AUGCCCCGUCGACAACGGACAGCCUAUAACAGUCUCCAAAUAAUGCAGCUCGAGAAAGAGUUUAAAGUAAAUCAUUAUCUAGAUAGACAGCGAAGAGAAGAUUUGGCGAAAAGUAUAGGUCUUGUCGAACGACAAGUCGAAGUUUGGUUCCAAAAUCGUAGAAUGAAAGAAAAGAAGCGGCACAGAGAUUCAACUGGCCCACCAUCACAUGCAGACUCCGACAGUGCACCAUCUCCAGCAUCUUCUUCCAGAUCAGAUCCGAGUCCUGGUCCUCCUGGUAUCACCUCCAGGGUCAAUUAUGCAGAGCAGCAUAGUCUGAUGGUGAACGCCCUGGCGUCUGCCAUGUAUGCAGCUAAACGUCCAGAAGUUAUCCCAAAUUUGGCAGCUCAGCAAAAGCAGCUGACGCAGCAGCUAAAACAUAUAUAUAGCCAAGGCGGCGCUGGUUUUUAUAGACAGAUCGAUGAUCUGGACCAGGAUGAAUCGAAUAAGAGAUCAGAUGAGGGAAAAGAUGCAACGCAGAAUGCGCAGGAUAAAAUGCCCUGGAAUACCAGGUUUCCUGAUUUGUAA
Molecule: messenger RNA, 567 nt
Organism: Ctenocephalides felis (cat flea)
Lineage: Eukaryota; Metazoa; Arthropoda; Insecta; Siphonaptera; Pulicidae
Product: homeobox protein Hox-C4a-like
Exons: 1
Coding region: 1-567 (188 amino acids)
Biological process (GO): regulation of transcription by RNA polymerase II
Cellular component (GO): nucleus
Molecular function (GO): DNA-binding transcription factor activity, RNA polymerase II-specific; RNA polymerase II cis-regulatory region sequence-specific DNA binding
Source: RefSeq, a predicted model, not a curated record